GUAAAUCUUGACGCAUUUCUCAAAGGUGAGUGGCGCGCAGCCAAGCCACCGGCUGAGACACAGGAGUUGGAAGGCUUUCAGAACCACACGGCGCAGCACUGUCAUGAGGGAUUGGUGAAGGUGACAGUUGGAGUCCUUGUUGAGAAGCUGACCUUCCUCGAGGGCAGUCACAUUUCCGUCUACGAUGGCCUCAAGGUCAUGCUGAAGCCUUCAAAGAACAUUGUCACGACCAAGUCUUUCGCCCCUAAGAAGCUUGUGCUGGUACCAACAACACUGAAGGUGGAGGUAAGGGAAGACCCUCCUGCAGGGUACGUCUCUGUCGGGCGUGUCGGGACAGACAUGAGCUUUUGCUUGGGCCCCAUGUUCGUGUUGCCCACCGAUGGCAAGACAGGCUUUGUCUCGCCGUUUUGGCUGGUGCGUCAAACACACAAGUCAGAUGAGGCAAAUGUCGAGUUGAGCACAGUGAUCGAUCCAACUGACAAGAACAGCAAAAUGUCAAUCCCAGUUCUUGUCAACCCCCAUGCGAUCGCAGAGGGCACGGUUUUGAUGCGGUAUGUUGCCAAGCCACCAGUUGAGACAGAAGAGCUUGUCCCACUGGCAUCCAAGAGGCGCAGAACCAAAG
This is a messenger RNA of Durusdinium trenchii, 622 nucleotides long. Lineage: Eukaryota; Dinophyceae; Suessiales; Symbiodiniaceae. The record is from the annotation of a GenBank genome assembly.